AUGGACCUGGAGAAGAUCAGAUUUGGGCUCAGAUCACACGAGCUGACCGGCUUUCACCCUAAUCUUUUUUGAAUCUACAUUUUCUGCAUUUCUCAAGACUUUUUGGGUCAGACAAUGGCAAAGACGAGACACCAGGACCUCGCUGACCUUCUAAGGCAUCUCUGGAAGACCGUGACACGGCCUGAAGGUUCGGAAGGAGAGGAAAAGUUCCAGACUUUGGCUUGAGGAUGAAGUUAAUCCUGCUGAGCCUGGGGUUGCUGUGUUUGGCCGGCUUGUGGCCCGUCACGCCGCUUAACCACCGGCCUGCGACACGCAAGAAGAACAAGGAUGUGUACCUGGGGGAACACGCCAAGCACAAAUAUGUGGGACGGAUUGACUACAAGCUAAAGAAGCAGGACAGCACCAAAUCUCUCCUGAUCAAAACCGAGCAGCUGUUGAGGAUCGAGGAACAUGACUUCGCCAUGCGACCGGGAUUCGGAGGCUCUGCUAUUCCCGUGGGCAUCGACGUCCAGGUGGAGAGCUUAGACAGCAUCUCCGAGGUCAACAUGGACUUCACCAUGACGCUGUACCUGAGGCACUACUGGAAAGACGAGCGCCUGGGUUUUCCCUCGGGCAACAACAUGAGCCGCACGUUCGACGCCCGGCUGGUGAAGAAGAUCUGGGUGCCUGACGUCUUCUUUGUCCACUCGAAGCGCUCGUUCAUUCACGACACCACUAUGGAGAACAUCAUGCUGAGGGUUUACCCAGACGGCAAUGUUCUUUAUAGUGUCAGGAUCACAGUCACGGCUCAGUGCUCCAUGGACUUCAGCAGUUUUCCUCUGGACACUCAGAACUGUUCCCUGGAGCUGGAGAGCUAUGCCUACAAUGAAAACGACCUCAUGCUGUACUGGAAGAACGGGAACGACUCCCUGAGAACCGAUGAGAUUGUUCUCUCGCAGUUCUUUAUAGAAGAGUUCAACCCGUCCAGCGGCCUGGCCUUCUACAGCAGUACCGGUUGGUACAACAGACUCUACAUCAACUUCAUCCUCAGGAGACACAUUUUCUUCUUCAUGCUACAGACCUACUUUCCCACGAUGUUAAUGGUCGUGCUCUCCUGGGUGUCCUUUUGGAUCGACAGACGAGCCGUGCCUGCUCGCGUCUCACUUGGAAUCACCACCGUGUUGACCAUGUCCACCAUCAUCACGGGCGUGUCAGCGUCCAUGCCCCAGGUGUCCUAUGUAAAAGCAGUAGAUAUCUACCUGUGGGCCAGCUUCCUGUUCGUCUUCCUGUCGGUGAUUGAGUACGCUGCUGUAAACUACUUCACCACCGUGGAGGAGAUGAGGAAGUUGAAGAAGGGAAAGCGCUCCAAAUUCGAGACUUCCCAGGCCAUGGCCUUCGACGGCUGUUUCCAUGACGACGACAUGGCGCUCAGCACCUUCCCUCAGCUGACGGACCUUGGUGCGGAUCCUCCCGUGUCCUCGCAGAACUCCAGCGUCCCUGAAGCUCCUCCUGCUCUGGGCACACGUCUACGAAAAUCAUCUCCUCUGAGUCAUCACCUCCACCUGCUCAUGAGCAACAGCUACAUGAUCGACUCAUACUCCAGGGUCCUGUUCCCUCUCGCCUACCUCACCUUUAACAUCAUCUACUGGAGCAUCUACACCUGAACCUCUCGAACACAUGAACUUGAACCCUGUACCAGAUUGUUCUUACACGCGGCGGUUUUGUCGAUCAUGCUGAUUAGUUCAUGUCAGAAUAAGCUUGUGACAAUAAAAGACAUUUCACAUUAAGAGAUUAGAAAAACAAGU
Clarias gariepinus (North African catfish) is the source of this 1784-nucleotide messenger RNA. Its product is annotated as gamma-aminobutyric acid receptor subunit rho-3. NCBI's taxonomy places the organism in Eukaryota, Metazoa, Chordata, Actinopteri, Siluriformes, Clariidae. Gene Ontology annotation, cellular component: GABA-A receptor complex; neuron projection; synapse. The coding region runs from base 228 to 1643 and encodes 471 amino acids. Gene Ontology annotation, molecular function: GABA-A receptor activity; neurotransmitter receptor activity; extracellular ligand-gated monoatomic ion channel activity. Gene Ontology annotation, biological process: chemical synaptic transmission; nervous system process; monoatomic ion transmembrane transport. The record is from RefSeq and is a predicted model, not a curated record. The transcript is spliced from 9 exons.